AUGGGCAUCAAAAUUCUCUUUUACAUUCUUUUCAUGAUUUCACUGGGUCACUCAUCCAUAUCCAAAUCUGUUAAUAAUAAGAAACCAUCCGGUCUCACUCUUAACCUCAUUCACAGAGACUCUAUUGAAUCAAACAACCUUACUCGCAUUGAAAAAUUCGGAAAAAUGAUUCAUCGUUCACACAUGCGAGCUAAUCAUUUGAUGAGUUAUUCAACAGCUUCUACAUCUCAACAUCACCCUGCAUUUUUAUACCAAUCAUCGAAUUACUUAGUAGUUCUUUCAGUUGGUACACCUCCAUCGGAGGACUCUCAGUACCUGAUUUUAGAUACCGCUGCUGAACUUACUUGGCUUCAAUGUGAUGGUUGCAUUGGCUGUUUUAAUCAAAAAGAACGUCUGUAUGAUCCUCAUCAUUCUGAUACAUACAAAUUGCUUCCUUGUGAUCACCCAUUGUGUGUAUCUUAUGAAUGUAAUCAUGAUCAUUGCAAAUUCAAAGAAUGGGAUAGUCCGAAUGUGCAUGUUGAAGGAUUUAUGGGGACAGAUUCUUUUGGGUUCACGGGUAAUGUAAGUGGAGGUCAAGUUCAUACUGUUCUAAACGACGUUGUGUUUGGUUGUGCAUAUGGAACCGUCGGUUUUGGCAUCCGAGAUAAUCCCGAUAACGAUAUCAAUGGUGUAUUCGCUUUAGGCCCGGGUCCUCGUUCAUUCACUUCUCAGUUUGCUCCUCAGCAACGUUUUGCCUAUUGUUUAGCAGAUUGGCAUUUUGGACCCCCUCAAUAUCCAGGCAAAUUGGAGUUGGGGGAUGAAGCACUACUUUCCGUCAGUGGCUAUGUUCAAACAACUCCGAUUGUGGAGACAGAUGCCAGAAGAUAUUUCUUGAAGUUGGCGGAUAUUCAAAUAGAUUCAAAAUGUUUAGGUAUUGAACGGGGUAAAUUCGACCGUGUAAGUGGUCAAGGUGGCUUUAUUAUAGAUUCUGGAACGGCGAUUAGUUUCUUCACCAAUGAAGUCUAUGAUAGUUUGAGAUCAAAUUUUCUUGCUUAUAUGAAAGAUCUUGGCUUAUCAGAGAUGGAUGCAACACCAUACCACUUGGAUCUGUGUUGGCAUAUGCCAAAUGGUUUCCCAAUCCCAGGUAAACUCCCAUCGAUGAUAUUAUAUUUACAAGAUAAUGAGUACCCAGAUACUGCAGCUGAUUGCUUUAACCAAGCAGGAGCUCAGCUUGUAAUCGAUCCUCUUGGUCUUUUUUUUAUCGAAGAGAAGGAAGAUCCUCGUUUAUGUCUUGGGAUUAUGCGUAAUAAUGGUACAGAUCCUGCACUAAACAUUUUGGGAGCCAAGCAACAAACUAAUAACAAGUUCUCGUUCGAUGGAACGAAUAAGACACUCUCGUGGAGGAAAUGGGGUUGCUAA
Messenger RNA from Papaver somniferum (opium poppy), 1398 nucleotides. Its product is annotated as aspartic proteinase nepenthesin-1-like. The transcript has a single exon. Gene Ontology annotation, cellular component: extracellular region. Lineage: Eukaryota; Viridiplantae; Streptophyta; Magnoliopsida; Ranunculales; Papaveraceae. Bases 1 to 1398 code for a protein of 465 amino acids. The record is from RefSeq and is a predicted model, not a curated record.